ACGGCGGGGCGCCCGGGCCGGGCUGGCACCGGUGCCCGCCGUCGGCGGCCACUUCCGGGGCGGAUCGGAAGUGGCUUUGUUUUGCUGCAAGAUGGCUGCUGGGAUGUAUUUGGAACAUUAUCUGGACAGUAUUGAGAACCUCCCAUUUGAAUUGCAGAGAAACUUUCAGCUCAUGAGGGACCUAGACCAAAGAACAGAGGACCUGAAGGCUGAAAUUGACAAGCUGGCCACUGAAUACAUGAGCAGUGCCCGCAGCCUGAGCCCCGAGGAAAAACUGGCCCUUCUCAGGCAGAUCCAGGAGGCCUAUGGCAAGUGCAAGGAGUUUGGGGACGACAAGGUGCAGCUGGCCAUGCAGACCUAUGAGAUGGUGGACAAACACAUUAGGCGGCUAGACACAGACUUGGCUCGUUUUGAGGCUGAUCUGAAGGAGAAGCAGAUGGAGUCGAGUGACUAUGACAGCUCUUCCAGCAAAGGCAAAAAGAAAGGCAGGACUCAGAAGGAGAAGAAAGCUGCCCGGGCCCGCUCCAAAGGGAAGAACUCCGACGAAGAGGCCCCUAAGGCCACCCAGAAGAAGCUAAAACUCGUGCGCACAAGUCCUGAGUAUGGAAUGCCCUCAGUGACCUUUGGCAGUGUCCACCCCUCUGAUGUGUUGGAUAUGCCUGUGGAUCCCAACGAACCCACAUAUUGCCUUUGUCACCAGGUCUCCUACGGAGAGAUGAUUGGCUGUGACAAUCCAGAUUGUUCCAUCGAGUGGUUCCAUUUUGCUUGUGUGGGGCUGACAACGAAACCCCGAGGGAAAUGGUUUUGCCCACGCUGCUCCCAAGAACGAAAGAAGAAAUAGAUGGGGGCCUUGUAUUCCAUCACAGAUUCGCCCACAUCCCCUGAGCUGGGCUGGUGGGCAGAGAAAGGCCUGUGCUGGGGCGUGGGGGUGCAGGGAGAUGUGGAUGGUGUAGUACGGUCACCCCUUCUCCCGCCCCUCGCUCCCGGUGCUGAGGUUGCACCCACACCUUGGUGGGGAGGGUGCUGCCUGCUGCCACUGCUGGCGUGACCUCUCAUUCCUCUCUCUCCUCCACAGGGACAUGAUCUUGCCCACUGUCCUUGUGCCUCCAUGCUGAGGUUGGUGCUGUCUGAGAGGGAGUUCGCUCCAUCCCCUUGCUUUGUAUUUAAGGACUGAGGCAGUAGACUAGGCUGUUUCUCCAGCCUCCUUCAUCCUCCCUCCUCCCUCCGCCUAGUGGAGGGUGACACGGAUGAACCUUCUUCCACAUUCUCUGUUUCCUCAUGGCGAGGUAUCUCCUAGAUCACUUGGGCUCUAGCCGAGCUAAAGGAGCACCCCACCUUCUAUGCCAAGGGGAUUCAUCCUGGCCUUGAAUGGGAGAGGGGAUCAGGUGAAACAGCUUACUCACAUGUAAAAGGAGCUUGGGUAGGCAAAUAAAACUGUACAUGUUGGCCUGCUGUGUUUAUUGUAGAGGCGCUGUUUUGGGACACGGUUCUAAGCAUUCCUUUUGUAUCCUCUGGCUCUUAUGAGAGGAGGGAGAGAUGGCUUGCCAGAAGUAGAACAAGACAUGAAACCCAAAGUGGUACCUGUGCGUUGACAUCCCAACCUUCUCCAGCUGCAGGGGUGCCUCAGACCGAGGGUCAUGGAACUUUGUAAAUGAUGCGUAUGUUACCCAUGAAACACACCUUUUGCUUAAUUUCUGAUAAAUCAUGUAUUUGUGUUAUUUUUGUGUGCUAUGACACUAUUAGCUUGAUUUUUUUUUUAUUUGAGAAUAAAUACUUUCUUCCCAAACUUUA
Molecule: messenger RNA, 1791 nt
Organism: Jaculus jaculus (lesser Egyptian jerboa)
Lineage: Eukaryota; Metazoa; Chordata; Mammalia; Rodentia; Dipodidae
Gene: Ing4
Product: inhibitor of growth family member 4
Exons: 8
Coding region: 92-841 (249 amino acids)
Biological process (GO): positive regulation of apoptotic process; regulation of DNA-templated transcription
Cellular component (GO): nucleus
Source: RefSeq, a predicted model, not a curated record